GAGAAACGUGGACCAUACUGGCUUGGGGGUUUCAACUGCACGGGAGAUGAGAAUUCAAUAUUAGAUUGUACUCACUUAAAUAGGACAAACCUUUCAAACUGUACCCAAUAUGAUAUAGCUGCUGUCCUGUGUUACAACAAUGAGUCAGGUAUAGAGUACAGACUUGGGGGUGGUGAUGUUCAUUAUGGGCGGGUUGAGGUUUCUGUUGGUGGUACAUGGGGUACAGUUUGCGAUCAAUAUUGGGACAAGCGGGAAGCUAAAGUCAUCUGUAAACAGUUAAAUUUUACGGACGGUGAGGCGAUAGGUGACGCACAUUUUGGUCGAGGGACAGGUCCAAUAUGGAUAAGUCAUUUGGAGUGUACAGGAAAUGAAGAUCAACUUCAUCAGUGUCCUCAUCGAGGGUUUGCUAAUGAAUUCUCAUUUGAUUGGUGGUUCCCCUUGCCUUGUGAAACACAUAACGAUGAUGCUGGGGUUUACUGCUAUAAAUCAGUGCGUCUUAACACUGGACCUAAUGUGUUUGCUGGGGGUCUAGAAAUUCACAGAGAUAAUACAUGGUAUGGUGUUUGUGACACAGAUUUCGAUGUGAAAGCUGCACGAGUGGCUUGUAGAAGUAUUAAAAAGGAAUUCAUAGAUGCUCAAAUUAUCCCAGGUUCAGCUUAUGGGAACCUGUCUGGAGUGAUUGGAUUUUCAAAUGUAAGAUGUUCCGGAGAUGAGGCAGAUUUAACGGACUGUCCGAUGAAUUUUACAUCAACAUGCAAGAGUGGUCAUUAUAUAUCUGUCUACUGCAGUAACAAGACUAUUAUAGACACAGGAUAUAAGGUGCGUCUUGCUCCGGACACUUUAGCUAGUGAUCUACAUGGUAUAAUUGAGGUACAGAUUAACGGGAUCUGGGGCAGGGUGUGUCUACAUAACUUUGAUGAUAGAGAUGCUGCUGUAGCUUGUAGACAGUUCGGAUAUGAUGGGGGCGUGGCUUAUUUACAUAUCAUGAAAAAUGACAAACCUGUCCUGCUGAGGGAUGUCCAGUGUUUGGGCAACGAGACCUCAUUUUGGUCAUGUCCUAGCAAGAAGAUGAGUCCUGACCUGAAAAACUGUAACUAUGCUUCUAAUGAUGCUGGUGUUAUUUGCUAUCGCAAGAAAAAUGACGUUGGAUUUAAUUAUCGGUUGGUUGGAGGUUCAAGUCCAUCUACUGGCCGUGUAGAGAUAGGGUAUGAGGGUAGAUGGGGCAUGGUUUGUGCAUGGUCUUGGCAGAGUGCUGAUGCUAGAGUGCUGUGUAAAGCUCUUGGUUACGUAGAUGGAAUAGUUGAAUACACUGUGAAUAAGUCACUGUCAUACAGCUUACCUUGGGUGACUGGAUUUUUCUGUCAGGGUAAUGAGGAAACACCAAUGACCUGUCUUAAUACAGGUUUUAACUCAACUUUCCUCACUGACCUGUGUAUGGGUGGUCGAGAUUCUGGGGCUUACAGUAACUGCUACAAGGAGAAAGUUGAGGCAACAAAUGUACGUCUUGUUAAUGGCCGUAAUAACUUCAGUGGGCGGGUAGAAAUUUAUGUAACAGGAGCGAAUUCCUGGGGGACUAUAUGUGAUGAUUAUUGGGAUGAAAAUGACGCUAUUGUCGUCUGCAGACAACUUGGUUAUUAUGGUGGUACUGCCGUCAGACAAGCAGCUUUUGGUGCAGGGACUGGUCCAAUAUGGUUUGACAAUGUGAAAUGCCGUGGUAAUGAGAGUACAUUAUAUGAAUGUGCACAUCGAGGAAUAGGAACACAUAACUGUAACCAUACAGAAGAUGUUGGUGUCAUUUGUCUUGAAUCUCCACCAACCACAACGGCUGUCACAACAAUAAGUACCAGAUCAACAACAGAAAAAAGGCCUACAACAACAACAGAAGCAACAACAACAAUUAAACAAACAACCACCACUACAACAACAAGAACAACAACAACUCCACAAACAGUGACACCAUCAAGGAGGCCACCAACAACAACUACACCACCGACCACAACAAAAUCUACCUCAACAGCAACAACAACCAAGAAAGCAACAUCAACAACAGAAAAGAAAACAACAUCAACACCCCAGUCUUCAACAACAACUGCAGCAACAACACCAUCUACAAGUAGCAGUUUAAACAUAACAGUAUCAUCUGCUCUGUCCUCCACAUCAAGAGCUAACCUCGGUGUUGUGAUAGCUGUUCCUUUGAUUGUUGUUUUAUUGAUUAUUGUUAUAGCGGCCCUCAUAGUGCUUAGAUAUAGACGUGGAAAAAUGCCGGGAUAUUCUAGACAAAGAUUUGAUGAUUCUGUAAUAAGUCGAGAAUUAGAUGGCACAGUGGUUGCCAGUAAUCAGUUAUAUGAUUUAAACCUGCAGCCAACAUCUUCUAAUGAUGUGACAUCAGCGGGAGAAAAUGAUAAUAUGAUGCUGGGAAAGAAUGGAAAAGCAUUCUAUAGUAAAGGUAUGUCUAACGGUGAUACAGCCCCAGGUGCUUUUACAAACCCUCUAUAUGAGGUCAGUAAAGAAUUGGACUCGACCGAGGGUCAGAAUGGAUUAGAGAGGACUCUGCCAUCAAAUGGGGAAUUAUCGUUCCCUGACAGUGAUGUUUUCAAUGAUCACACCAAUGCAUAAUUUCUUAAAAACAUUCCAAAAUGCUCAUGUUGAAAUGUGAACUUAUUGUAUGAGUGUUUAUAUGAAUGUUGUAAUAUGAUAUUUCCUGUUAACAGUGUUCAGAUUUUGUUAUUAAAAUUGUAUAUGAUAGUUGUAUAAGGCAAAAAAAAUGUUAAGUUUUGCUGUUUAAUUUUGUUUCAAGAAAUUCUAUUUCAUUGCUGAUUUAUCUGAACAUAUUAAAAUAAGGUAUACAAUUUUAUUCACGUCUUUAAAGUGUACUUAAACAGUUUUAUCACUUUUUUAAUGUGUACUUAUCCAAUUUUUCAAACCUUUUUAA
Messenger RNA from Ruditapes philippinarum (Manila clam), 2932 nucleotides. RefSeq names its product deleted in malignant brain tumors 1 protein-like. The annotation marks the transcript as partial. NCBI's taxonomy places the organism in Eukaryota, Metazoa, Mollusca, Bivalvia, Venerida, Veneridae. The transcript has 11 exons. Gene Ontology annotation, cellular component: membrane. The record is from RefSeq and is a predicted model, not a curated record.